Molecule: messenger RNA, 177 nt
Organism: Schizophyllum commune H4-8
Lineage: Eukaryota; Fungi; Basidiomycota; Agaricomycetes; Agaricales; Schizophyllaceae
Gene: bap3-1
Product: lipopeptide mating pheromone precursor bap3-1
Exons: 1
Coding region: 1-177 (58 amino acids)
Cellular component (GO): membrane
Molecular function (GO): mating pheromone activity
Source: RefSeq, a predicted model, not a curated record
AUGGACGCUUUCCAAAGCAUACUCGACGUCCUGAGCGCGGCGCUUGACGAGCCGGUCGACGCUCCCCUGACCGCCGUCGCACAACAUCCUGACGCGGACGCGGUUUUCGACACACCAACCGACUUCGAGAGGGUGGGGACCGGCGGUACUGCGACCGCCUUCUGCGUUGUCGCAUGA